This is a messenger RNA of Lottia gigantea (owl limpet), 381 nucleotides long. RefSeq lists its product as hypothetical. The transcript has a single exon. Bases 1 to 381 code for a protein of 126 amino acids. The record is from RefSeq and is a predicted model, not a curated record. NCBI's taxonomy places the organism in Eukaryota, Metazoa, Mollusca, Gastropoda, Lottiidae.
AUGACGCUGUUCACAAGAAAUAUUUACGGGAACAAUUCAAUUGAAGUAAAUAAAAACCAUUUAGAAGAUAAAAUAAGUAAUGUGAAAAAAUUCUUCAAACGUCAACUAAAUAAUAAAAAUUUUAUUAAUGAUACUAAACUACAACAAGAGAUAAAAGGUUUAAUAAGUUUUAUUCAAAAAGAAUUGGUCAACGUAGCGAAUAAAACUGAGUUACAAAAUUUAAUUUCAUUAAUAUCUAAAUUAGAGGAUAAGAUUGCAAAACAAAAAUUAGACAUUCAACAAUCAAUAGAUAACAUUCCGGAUGAAAAUGAAGAUACGUUUCAACAGGAAUUAAAUGCUCUGGAAACUAAAAUUAAUAGUGAAUUACAAAAAGAACUAUAA